Molecule: messenger RNA, 549 nt
Organism: Hibiscus syriacus
Lineage: Eukaryota; Viridiplantae; Streptophyta; Magnoliopsida; Malvales; Malvaceae
Product: probable LRR receptor-like serine/threonine-protein kinase At1g34110
Exons: 2
Coding region: 1-549 (182 amino acids)
Biological process (GO): protein phosphorylation
Molecular function (GO): ATP binding; protein kinase activity
Source: RefSeq, a predicted model, not a curated record
AUGCCGAACGGUGAACUGAUUGUGGUGAAAAAGCUUUGGAAAACAAAGCAAGAUGAAGAGCCAGCAGUGGACUCAUUUGCAGCAGAAAUUCAGAUUCUUGGACACAUUCGGCACAGAAACAUUGUGAAGCUCUUAGGUUAUUGUUCCAAUAAAAGCGUUAAGCUCCUGCUAUACAAUUACAUUCCAAAUGGUAAUCUGCUACAGCUUUCGCAAAGUAAUCGGAACUUGGAUUGGGAAACAAGGUACAAGAUCGCCGUUGGAUCAGCUCAAGGCUUAGCUUAUCUUCACCAUGAUUGCAGACCAGCAAUUCUUCACAGAGAUGUGAAAUGCAAUAACAUACUCUUAGAUUCAAAGUUUGAGGCUUAUUUAGCAGAUUUUGGGUUGGCAAAGCUGAUGAACUCUCCUAAUUACCACCACGCAAUGUCCAGAGUUGCAGGCUCUUAUGGUUAUAUUGCCCCAGAAUAUGGAUGCACAAAGAACAUUACCGAGAAGAGUGAUGUCUACAGUUAUGGGGUGGUCCUGCUGGAGAUACUAACGGGGCGCAUGUAA